Molecule: messenger RNA, 3992 nt
Organism: Anoplopoma fimbria (sablefish)
Lineage: Eukaryota; Metazoa; Chordata; Actinopteri; Perciformes; Anoplopomatidae
Product: CUB domain-containing protein 1-like
Exons: 9
Coding region: 171-2618 (815 amino acids)
Source: RefSeq, a predicted model, not a curated record
CACACAUACAGGAAGUGGAGGAGGUGGUGUAUCAUCCACUAUUUUCCGGUAAACGAGAGGAAAAAUGUGGCGCAGUAGAGUCGCAGCUCUGGACGAGAAGCGGUGAAAUGUGCGCAGAUAUCUGGAUCAGAUUUUCUUCCGGAUCAAAUAGAAGAACUUUAUAGGACAGCAUGUUCUCACCAGGAGUCACGGUUCAGCUUUUAAUUCUUACAUUCAUCGCCUUCACUGUAUCAGGUGUCCAGAAGCUGACUGUUACACCUGACAGAGGAACCAGCCUCAACAUCAGCAACAGUCAGGCCAAAGGUUGCAAAGUGUGCACCGGGGCAGGACGCUCACGAACAUGUAAUCAGUCCCUUGUGAUAAGACAGAGCACUUCUGUCACACUGGAGUUUGAAUGCUCCAGACCUCAAGAUGUAUUCAGCGUGGAAAUUGUGCGAAAUAUAGAAUGUACCACAAAGUUGUGCAAUGGCCACAUCAUCCAGGCUGACUCCAACUCACUUCCUCUGCUGGAUUUUAACCGCAAGUUCAUAUGGAACCUGAAGGCAUCUGCGCCGGAAGCUUUUAAAAUAGAUUUCAACAACUUGGGUAUGAGGCAGAUCAAUCCAUCGGAGAGAUGUCCAGACGGACACAGCUACACGCUGCAGGCCUUCCAGACUACAGGGAACGUGGCCGUAGGGAAAUACUGCAGAACGGGGCCGGUCGUUAGUGCUCAGAUACUGAAUCAAGGGAGCUUUUCUCUGGACGUCCCAGCAGGGCAGAAACUGCAAAAGGGCCAGUUUGAUGUGUCUGUCGGGGAGGAAAUCAAAUCCCUUGCCAAAAUUACACUGAUGGUACCAAAUGUGACCUGGUCCUCAGAGUUGCUCUCUCCGAAUUACCCUGACAGUUUUCCUGACGACGACUUGAUGCAGUGGGACUUUCGGGUCCCGGACAAACACAAGACAGCCAUUCAGUUCUUGAAUCUCACACAGCCACGCUGUCUGAAGAAGGAGACGGCGGCGGAGUACCACAACACAGGGAGAGUGGUGAUAGUGCGGAAAGUGGCGAUGGUGCGGAGUCUGACGGAGCCACAGCCGGACCACAUUCAGGGAAACUUCACCCUGACGCUGAGGAACUGCGAGAUGGACAGAAGAAGAGUUGGUUCUCCUGGACUGUCGCUAAACAUCAAGGUGUCUUCUUCAGCGUCGUGUAAAGUCGAUAUGAGCCAAAUGGAGGGCCUUUCUCUUCACAUCGAGAAGCUGAGACCGGCCUCUGACUGCCUGAUGAAAAUAAACUCUGUGCCAAAGGAUAAGAUCACAGCCACGUCAAGGAGUGAGCUGACUUUCCAGGACUGCACUCCUGAAGACGUACAAGUCACCGCAACCAGAGUCAUAGAGUGUAGUCAACUCAAAGACUGUCCGAAGAGGCCGUUCCGUCUGUCAGUGCCGGCGCCGCCGUCCUGCCUCCCCACUCCUCUGAGCAGUGUGACCUGGACUCUCCGUCCUCCUCAGCACGGCACAGUGGAGCUGAGCUCUCCCACUGAGUACCUCAAGCAGUCCCUUCCUGGGCAGAAGUGCAACGGCAGCGUCGUUAUCGAAGUGGCCGAAGACGACGGCGCUACCAUCGGACACUUCUGCCAUCAGGGAGCCAUUCAGAAGGUCCAAAUCCAGAGCAACGUGUCCGUCACCGUUUCCGGCGUGGAGGGUAAAGCCCUCGGGACGCCUGUCAACCAUGUGCUGCAUGCCAUUUUUACAGAGGAGAUAUCAGAAAACUACAUAUUCACUGUAGCUCCAAAGAAAGACACUCCUGUCCUUUUGGCCACUCCCAGUUGGCCAGCUGGAAUGAAGCCUUCCUCCACCGUCUCCUGGAUCGUCGCUGUGCCCCCGAAGAUGGACGCUCGCCUGAUGUUUGCCAACCUCAGCCAGCCCAAGUGCAAGAAACGUCACACUAACAUCAAGGUGCAGAGGGUCGGCUGCUCGGAGGAGGAGUACAGCCGCAGGGAGGACGAGGAGGCCGAGAGGGAGUUCACCGUCUCUGCGAACUUCUACCUCAACAUGUCCAACUGUAUACCUGAAAGAGGAGACUUCAGAGUCAUCACCAAGAUCACCCUGCAGAAGAGCAAGAACCUUCUGCUGACCAUCAUCCUGAGUGUGGUGGCUGCUCUGCUGGUCAUUUUUGUCAUCAUGCUGGUAGUUGUCUGUGUGGUGAUUAGAAAGAAGAAGAAGAAGCUGAAUCAUCAAGUGUCCAUCUACAAUCCAAACGGCACCAGCUUCCUGCCAGGACACAGCGGCUUCCCAAAAACACGCGAGGAUAACGAGUCCCAUGUGUACGCCUCCAUUGAGGAAACGCUGGUGUACACGGACCUGCUGAGGAAGGGGGCAGAAAUGGGCGUCUACGGAGAGUUUGACACAUACCGGCCCUUCAAGGGGCACACAGAGUCUCAAAAGCCACUGGUCUGUAGAGACACCGAUUCAGAAGACAUACCGGUCGGGACUUACCAGCAGUUUCAGGCUCCUCCGCUUCCCGUGAGGCCCCCGAGCCACGCCCAAUCCCUGGUGGAAAAUGUGAUUUACCAGAGUGACGGAGAAGAGGGCCACUCUUCGAAUCUGGGGCAGCGGCUGGAGCCAGAGGGAGGGAACUGAGGAGAAGAUUGGAUUCAGCUUUCUGCUUUUCUCUUGACCUACUUGAACUUUGAGAUAUUCAUUCCCUGGCAUCCUUGUGAUUACCUGCCUUGCAAGAAGCCUUUGUUUUUUCUCUAUGGCGUAGUUUUGCACUAAAGACAGGCACACAAAAUAACCCUGUUGAAUCCCCCCUGCAGCUGUUACCUUGUUUCAUCUCAGAUAAAGGCAGAACAUAAUCAUCCAGUUUGGCAAGUAUGAAAAGAUCUCUGUGUUAGUUUUAGGUAAUUCAUAUUUUUCAUUUGAGAUAUUUUGUACAUAUCAUGCUUGUUUAUGUGCUGUUAACAUGCAGUUUUUCAUUUUUAUCAUUAAACCAACGAAUAUAGAGGACUCCACUGCUGUUGUGAUACAUUGCACUUCUAUAGCAUCAUCACAACAUGAUGGCCUGAAUUGCAGGAGAUUGCAACAGCAGUGGAUGUUCACAGACUAGUAUCUUUUUAUUGUUUAUCACUGCUUUUACACCUGCUCUUGAGGCUUCUAGAUACUGUAGCAUUACAACAUAAAUGUGCCUUACAGAGAGGGCAAUACACUCAUCCCAAUAGGGUUUUGAAUCUUAAAGUUGUUUUAAGUUGUCUUUUAUUGUAUUUUUUUGGACCAAUUAUUUUUGUAACUUCAAGACUGAUCUGCUAGCUAAGUGAUGUAUUUCUGUGGUCAUUCAGGGACUUUUAUGUUUCUCUACUUGUGUCUCAUGUUGAAUGAGAAUCGGUAAUCAGAGACCAUAUUUUACUAUUUGUUCUGAAGAACAUAGAUCCCUUCUGACAUGAAACUAUAAUCCUUGUACACACUUAAUUGCAGUCUAUAAGCAAAAAUGUAUCUUUGUUGGUUGACUGAAUUGUGUUUUUAAUAACAGGUAGCUUUUAAAAGAGAGACUCUGCAAGGCAUAUCAUUUAACAUAAGUGUGAUGAGUGCUCGUGUGUUGUUGUGAAGACAGAGUCAGUUGUUCGGUUUGGAACAACAAACGGAUCUAAAAGGUCAUGGUUCACACCAAGUCAUAAUUACAGUAAGUCACAGUCAAGUAGAGGUUUUCUGUACAAUUUUUUACAUUAACUGGGAUAGAAAACAAUAAUCGUAUAUUAAGAUCUUUAUUUAAGGUAUUGAUUUCGACAUUAUGGCUGCCUAAGAAGAUGCCAGAAUAUAAACUAGUCUAAUUUGAGGAAAAGUGGGAUUCAAAUUUUUACAAUCAAACUAUUGAAAAAUACUUUAUAAAUUGUAUGUCGUUUGUCUCAUUAAGCCAUGUUGCCUCAUGCAGUUCAGAAAAUGAGCUGCAGAUGGCGACCAAGUUCCAAGUUGCCAUAAAUCCAUUUUCACUCCUGAAGAAAUAAAGUGUUUACUGUAAAA